Oppiella nova is the source of this 557-nucleotide messenger RNA. The record is from the annotation of a GenBank genome assembly. NCBI's taxonomy places the organism in Eukaryota, Metazoa, Arthropoda, Arachnida, Sarcoptiformes, Oppiidae.
UCAGAUCUCUACGAAUCCGCCGAAAGAUAUCGUUUAUAACGUCGCUGUCAUCGGUCCGCCGCAAAUCCGCGCCUCAAAUGCACAGGUGGUCGUCAAGCGCAAUGACAGCUUCACUCUUCGCUGCGACGCCGAAGCCGACAAAAUCGAGUGGCGGCGCGGCCAACGCCUCCUCCAAGCCGUCGGUCCGCAACUGCACGUGCAGAGGGCGCAGCCGUCCGACGCGGGAGUCGUCGAGUGCGUGGCCCAAAAUGCGAUCGGAAGUUCUUCGCAAACCUUCAAAGUACACGUUUUGCAUGAACCGGAAGUCCGCGCAGACGCAGACCUCGUCCACGCGCCCGUCGGCCACCGCCUAGCCAUCACGUGUCACGUGUCGGCCGAGCCGGCGGCGGAAGUGCAGUGGCGGCGGUCGGACAACAGGCGCGUUGAGCCGAACUCUGUGUUCCGAUUGGAGCGCUCGAACGCCUCUUCAGUGCUCGUCAUCGCGAACGUGACGUCUCCCGCGCUGUACGACAACUACACGUGUUUCGGUCUGUCAUCCAAUCGCGUGCUGCCAUUCC